Molecule: messenger RNA, 838 nt
Organism: Acomys russatus (golden spiny mouse)
Lineage: Eukaryota; Metazoa; Chordata; Mammalia; Rodentia; Muridae
Gene: Spc24
Product: SPC24 component of NDC80 kinetochore complex
Exons: 5
Coding region: 134-772 (212 amino acids)
Source: RefSeq, a predicted model, not a curated record
AGAGGAGAUUUCGCGUAGGCUCUCUACAAAAUGGCGGCUCAUUCCGACUCGCGCUCUCCCCCUCGCUGAUUGCAGAAGACAGACGUAGGAACCACCCAAUGAGACCUAGCCGCCCUGGGAAGGGGGCGGGACCAUGACGAGACAAAUUUGCGCGGGUUCGGACUCGGUGCGGCCAGUCAUGGAGGCUUUCCGCGACAUGGAGGAUGUGAGCUACUGGCUGCUGAGCCUGCUGGGGGCCAAUCGCACCGAGACGCAGCAGCGGAAGCUGCUCGGGCGUCACGAGCAGAUGGUGGAGCGGCUGCUGGAGACGCAGGACGGCGCCGACCAGCAGCUUCGGGAGACCCUGGCGGUGGAGGAGGAAGCGGCUCGGAGCCUUCUUGAAUUAAAGGAGUGCACACGCUUAGGAGGCACAGAGCUACAGCAGCUGGAAGUUGAGAUCCAGAAGGCCAGCCAGGAGGAUGCCUGUCUGCAGGCCAGGCUCUCUCAGCUCACCACAGAGCUGCAGGAGCUCAGGGAGAUGGAGGCAGAUCUCCAGCGACAGGAGAGAGACGUGGAUGAGGACACCACCAUCACCAUCCCCUCUGCAGUGUACGUGGCUCAGCUCUAUCACCGAAUUAGUAAUAUAGAAUGGGAUUAUGAGUGUGAGCCAGGCAUGAUCAAGGGCAUCCACCACGGCCCCACUGUGGCCCAUCCCAUCCACCUGGACAGUGCGCAGCUCUCACAGAAGUUCAUCAGCGACUACCUCUGGAGCCUGGUGGACACCACGUGGUAGCCUUAACCCCACACAGGAGUGCUCUAAUAGUAAACAUCCUUAUGUAAAUGAGGUCAUUGCGUUGUC